Equus quagga is the source of this 1007-nucleotide messenger RNA. It is a transcript of the gene PSMB7, whose product is annotated as proteasome 20S subunit beta 7. The transcript has 8 exons. The record is from RefSeq and is a predicted model, not a curated record. Gene Ontology annotation, cellular component: proteasome core complex. Lineage: Eukaryota; Metazoa; Chordata; Mammalia; Perissodactyla; Equidae. The coding region runs from base 57 to 890 and encodes 277 amino acids. Gene Ontology annotation, molecular function: threonine-type endopeptidase activity.
UGCUCUACUCUUUCUGUUUGCUCCCGCCCCUACCCCGGAAGUGCUUUCUUGGGAAGAUGGCGGCUGUGUCAGUGUAUCAGCCACCGGUUGGAGGUUUCUCGUUUGAUAACUGCCGAAGAAAUGCCGUCUUGGAAGCCGAUUUUGCAAGGAAAGGGUUCAAGCUUCCAACGGCCCGGAAAACGGGAACGACCAUCGCGGGGGUGGUCUAUAAGGAUGGCAUAGUUCUUGGAGCAGAUACAAGGGCAACUGAAGGGAUGGUUGUUGCUGACAAGAACUGUUCAAAAAUACACUUCAUAUCUCCUAACAUAUAUUGUUGUGGUGCUGGGACAGCUGCAGACACAGACAUGACAACCCAGCUCAUUUCUUCCAACUUGGAGCUCCACUCCCUCUCCACUGGCCGCCUUCCCAGAGUUGUGACGGCCAAUCGGAUGCUGAAGCAGAUGCUUUUCAGGUAUCAAGGUUACAUCGGUGCAGCGCUAGUUUUGGGGGGAGUAGAUGUCACUGGACCUCACCUCUACAGCAUCUAUCCUCAUGGAUCAACUGAUAAGUUGCCUUAUGUCACCAUGGGUUCUGGCUCCUUGGCAGCAAUGGCUGUGUUUGAAGAUAAGUUUAGGCCAGAUAUGGAGGAGGAGGAAGCCAAGAAGCUGGUGAGUGAAGCCAUUGCAGCUGGCAUCUUCAAUGACCUGGGGUCUGGAAGUAACAUUGAUCUCUGUGUCAUCAGCAAGAGCAAGCUGGAUUUUCUCCGCCCAUACUCAGUGCCCAACAAGAAGGGGACGAGGUUUGGCCGAUACAGGUGUGAGAAAGGGACCACAGCCGUCCUCACUGAGAAAGUCACUGCCCUCGACAUUGAGGUGCUGGAAGAAACAGUCCAGACGAUGGACACUUCCUGAAUGGAGUCAGUGGAUGGUGCUUACGGCUCUGGAAGACUGGGGGCAGUGGAGGCUCCCCUGUAAGACAUUCAUUCGGCCAGUGUUUGCUGAAUGAAACCCAAUAAAAAAUGAAAACCA